GAGCCCGCCGUGCCACCAAUCGUCGCGGCCACGGCCUGCGGCACGCUAUCUCAAUCUGCUCUACUGCGCCCCAGCAUCCUUGCUCCAUCGUCUACUGUCGCGUGGGUUCUAUUAGAUUGGCACCCUGCCCGGCUGCUGCUGCUUUUUUGUUUGUGCUUCCUCCCCAGACUUGACUCUCCAAGUGCACGCCCCAGGGACUGACAACUACCGCCGCCAUGGGACUGUUCGGCGACAAAGAGAAGGAUGGCGACAACUCGUCCGGCAAUGGCCCUGACAUCGGCGAGGGCUUUUCCGCAGACAACGCCGAUCAGCUUCAACGACAUCUGGGGAACCGUCAAAUUCAGCUCAUCGCCAUUGGAGGAUCCAUUGGUACCGCUCUGUUCGUCAGCAUAGGAACUGGUCUGUACAAGGGCGGUGCUGCAAACCUGCUGCUGGCAUAUAUUGUACAAAGUUGUGUCUUGGCCAUGGUCAACAACUGUGUGGCUGAGAUGACCACUGCCUAUCCCGUAUCUGGUGGCUUCAUCAGACACGCGGGUGAAUGGGUCGACGAUGCGCUUGGCUUCAUGGUUGGAUGGAAUUUCUUCUUCUACGAGGCAUUACUCGUGCCGUUCGAGAUCUCCGCCUUUGUCCUGGUCUUGUCAUUCUGGUCUGAUAAAGCCACUGAACCUGGUCCUACUGUUGGAAUCAUCAUUGGUGUCAUCGCAUGCUAUGCCUUUAUCAACGUCCUCGCAGUCGGAGCUUUUGGAGAAGCCGAGUUCUGGCUGUCCGGCGGCAAGGUUAUCCUGAUUUUUAUGCUCUUCUUCUUCACCUUCGUGACCAUGGUUGGAGGUAACCCGCAAGGCGACGCAUAUGGAUUCCGCAACUGGACCGACGGAGGCGCAUUCCGCGAGUACAUCACGACCGGUGACCUUGGACGCUUCGAAGGAUUCUUGGGCGGCCUCACGUCUGCCGUCUUCACCGUCGUCGGUCCCGAAUACAUCUCGAUCGUCGCUGCUGAAGCUAUCCGGCCCCGCACUUACAUCAAGGCCGCUUUCAAGAUGGUCUAUGUGCGCUUUGGUCUCUUCUUCAUCGUCGGAGCCUUGGCCGUUGGUAUUGUCUGCUCUUCUCGCGACCAAAAGCUGAGGGAUGUCGUCGAGGGCGGCGAGGGUAAUGGCUCUGCUGCAGCGUCGCCGUAUGUCAUUGCCAUGACCAACCUGGGUAUCUCCGUGCUGCCAGACAUCGUCAAUGCUCUUAUCCUGACUUCGAUCUUCUCUGCUGGCAACACAUACACCUACUGCGCCAUUCGUAACCUGUACUCACUGUCCCUGGAGGGGAGAGCUCCGAAAUUCCUGCGACACUGCACAAAGAAGGGUGUGCCGAUCUACUGCUUCGCCGUGGUUAUGAUCUUCCCAAUGCUGUCCUUCGUUUCAGUCUCGAGCAGCUCCCGAGUUGCCAUCACAUGGUUCUCCAGCUUGGUCACUGGUGGAGGUCUCAUCAACUAUGUCACCAUGUGCAUCACCUACAUCCGAUUCUACCAAGCGUGCAAGGUCCAAGGUCUCGAUCGCAAGACCCUACCUUACACCGGCUGGCUGCAGCCAUGGUGCGCAUAUUUCGGCCUCGCAUGGAUGUUCACCGUCUGCUGCAUCUACGGCUAUACCUCAUACCUUCCCUGGAGCACAUCGAACUUCUUCUCGAACUACACGAUGCAAUUGUUCAUCCCACCGCUGUUCAUCAUUUGGAAACUCAUCCACAAGACCAAGUGGGUCAAGUCCGAAGAUGCCGAUCUUGUAUGGGAGCGACCAGUUGUCGACGCCUACGAGCAGACAUUUAUUCACCCUCCGAUUGGUUUCUGGACGGAGAUGGGCCACCUCAUUGGAAUCAGGAAGCCAGAGGAGAAGGGAUCGAACAGGAGAGUCAGUAUUGUGCCGGACGAUGUCAUGCAUGCGCAAACGAAUUUGAAUGCACAGCUCGAGAAGCGAUGAGUUCACGGCAGAUCAGUGAAUUUCUUGUAGAUACAGCAAAUCUGCUUUGAUACGAAGUUGACGAAAUGCUCAUGAGCUGCGACGCUCCAGUUGAACCACAGCCUCUUCGGCGCAUUUCUUUUAUUCACUCACGACAGGAUGCAGCACAGGUCAUCCAAUUUUGCUCACAAGCAGUAAAAUGUCCGACGAUUACAUCAGCAGCAAGACCUUCCAUCUCGAGGUCGACAGCAAAAUAGCAGGCGCGACACCAAAAUCACCAGCGGCACAUCACUCGUGUUUCUUUGCGGACCAUUCCGACCCCCGAUACGAAUCUCGAAAUUCCCUCUCUCAACGUUGCCCAUCGGAGCUUCACCCGAAGUCGUCCAACUGCCAGCGACAUCGCAACGACAUCGCAAUUCGCCUCCAACGCACAUCGCCACCGCAUCGCACGCACAAAACAUCGUUCUCUAAUCCAGCAAUCUGUCCGACCUUGCCACUACGCGCUACGGAACGCUCCCGAACAUGGCCCCAUGUUGAGAUGAGGACCAAGAGAAAAAAAGGUUCAACAGCGCCAAGCCAUCCUUGAAUUUUUUCCAAAACCUUGACCCGGCACAUCGCUUACGACCGCGGCCGC
Messenger RNA from Cercospora beticola, 2574 nucleotides. RefSeq lists its product as uncharacterized. The record is from RefSeq and is a predicted model, not a curated record. Gene Ontology annotation, molecular function: amino acid transmembrane transporter activity. Gene Ontology annotation, biological process: amino acid transmembrane transport. NCBI's taxonomy places the organism in Eukaryota, Fungi, Ascomycota, Dothideomycetes, Mycosphaerellales, Mycosphaerellaceae. Gene Ontology annotation, cellular component: membrane.